Erpetoichthys calabaricus (reedfish) is the source of this 1911-nucleotide messenger RNA. RefSeq names its product splicing regulator RBM11-like. Gene Ontology annotation, cellular component: nucleus. The transcript has 5 exons. The record is from RefSeq and is a predicted model, not a curated record. Gene Ontology annotation, molecular function: single-stranded RNA binding. Gene Ontology annotation, biological process: regulation of alternative mRNA splicing, via spliceosome. Lineage: Eukaryota; Metazoa; Chordata; Cladistia; Polypteriformes; Polypteridae. Bases 103 to 876 code for a protein of 257 amino acids.
CAGGAACGCUUUGCGGCAGGCGAUGUCAUUGAGUCGCGCAUGCCGAGGAGAAAGCUAAAGCUAUGGUGACGAAUUUAAAAUUGAAAAGGCGUAACCGUAGGGAUGUUAAGCACAAGCCAGCGCGACGAGGCUGACCGAACUGUCUUCGUGGGCAAUCUGGAGAGCAGAGUAAAAGAAGAAAUCCUCUUCGAGCUCUUCCUCCAGGCUGGACCCCUGACCAGAGUUGCCAUUCCAAAAGAUAAAGAUGGGAGACAGAAGUCAUACGGCUUUGUAUGCUUCAAACACAAGGAGGCUGUGCCGUACGCCAUCGCUCUGCUCAACGGUAUUCACCUGUAUGGAAGGCCCAUCAAGCUCCACUACAAAUUUGGGAGCUCUCACAUAAAUGAGGCAGGCAGUCCUUACGCGAGCUCAGACAGCAGUCCUUAUCGACCUCCCUCAGGUGGGCCCAGGGCUGAUGGUCAUCACGGGUCUCCUCAGGUCUGUCCUUCUCCCUGGGUGGUCAGCACAGGGGUGUCACAGGAGAAUCCCUGUUGGCCCAAUGCGGUACCUCCGUUUCCAGCCCUGCAGUUUCCCUUUGAUGUCUGUGCAGCUCAACAUCAGUUUUAUUUUCAUAAUGCAGCGAGUUACCAGACGCCUCCAGCGCCUCUUCCUGGUUGUCAGAGUGCGACUCCGCACCUUCCAGUCGGACCAGCAUACUGGAAUUGGGAGCAUCAGCUGACCCAGGAGUACCCAGGAGUAGCACGGGGAGCAGGAAGACACCAGCAGAGUGACACAGACAGUGACGAAAACCGAGAGAAAAGGGGGAAAAGGAGUCACCUGACCAGGCACGAGCACCGGAGGAGGCGCAAAAGUCAAACGCGAGGUGACAAAAGCUGAAGGGAACGCGCGCGGCGGAUUGGCUUGAUGGCGGUGGCGGCUGCUUCUGCUGCUUCUUCUUCCUGCACUUUAUGUCAAAUGAGGAGAGUAAAGCAAAAGGAAGUUCACAGACGUGAAGAUCCCGAAUGUCUGAGUCAUUUGACAGCCCGUUACCUGCUGAUCUACCGCCAGCGGUAGAUGAUUGAGUGACACGACGUUACGUUACGGGAUACCAGUAGGGUGGCACAGCAGUUAGCACCAACAUUCCAGAUUCACAUCCCCACUGGUGGGCAGUUUGCAUGUGCUCCUCGUGUCUCUGGAGGCUUUCCUAUCUGCCCUUGAGUUUUUACCCCAAACCUCAAAUGCUCGCAUGUUAGAUGAACUGGCAGUUCUAAAGUGUGCCCGUGUGGUCCACUGGCGGCCUUUCCAGGGUCGGUGCAGCUGGAAUUGGCACCAGCUUACUUUGAAUGGAUGGGUGACUGUGGCUCAUCUGACCCAAAUAAUUGAGAAUGUGACAGAAACCCACACAGCGCGCCGCUGGCUUCUCGUUUAGUUUUGGACUAGUUGGCUGCCACCCAGUGGCGUAGACAGGAAUUACUUUUAGGGCAGUGAACCAGAAUUCUGUCUGUGAUCAAUCAGGUGGGACUGUCAUACAGUAUAUGUUGGGGUUCAGACCUGAACAUUUGGCAUGAUAGACCACAAUAAAAUCCACAUCAUACACAUUAGUGGGGGACAAGCACAACACUGGUAGCCCACCCCAGCCGUGACUUUGCAGCUGUCCUUUCCUGGUGUGCGUCUCCGUCAGAUGAAGCCGAGCAAUGUAAGUGGCAGUCACCACAGGGGACAUGCAGUGCCAUCUGCUCAGAACUCUCCUGCCAGGCUUGUCCCUGUCUGUUGGGUGCCGUUAGUACUGCAGUUGCCGUGGUUGUUAUCAUAAUUCUCAAAGUGGGCAUCAAACUAAAAGAACGCCAAAGUCCAUGGCACGGUCUGCAUGUGACCAGAAGUGACACCGGUGGUCUUUUGUUUUUUUUAAUUAAACCCAGAAUGACAGGCAGA